Dracunculus medinensis (Guinea worm) is the source of this 498-nucleotide messenger RNA. NCBI's taxonomy places the organism in Eukaryota, Metazoa, Nematoda, Chromadorea, Rhabditida, Dracunculidae. The record is from the annotation of a GenBank genome assembly.
AUGUCCGUUGAUAAGACAAUCGAAGAACUCAGCUAUACUUUAGCACAGCUUGGAUCUCUCGUUGGUCAUAUAAAUGCACAAAUCAUUGGGAUAACAUCUAGAAUAAAUAUGACGCUAGAUACGUUCGAUAAUUCAGUGGCAAAUAUUGCAGCCGAUGCUAGCGUAGUUACUCAACAAGUAGCUCUAACUAUAUCCCAGAUACCAAAUGCUUGGAUAUUUUAUUUGCUGUUUAUAUCGCUCACCGUUGUUUUCAUUUUAUUAUCAGUUAUUCUCCUCAUUAAAUUAGUUAUUAGAUGCCAUGGAAUAUAUCAAUUAGUCUUUCGUAGUAAUCGCAGUAAUCCAGAAUUCCACAAUUUUUCAAAUUUGCCACCAUCUCCAUCAUAUGUACAGUCUCGAAGCGGUCAUAUUUCUAUUCCUAUGGAACAUGAACCACGUAAAAUAGGAGUUGUCGCAAAUGGAGAUAUAAGUAAUUGUAAUGCUUUUCUUCUUCAUUUGUAA